This is a messenger RNA of Dunckerocampus dactyliophorus (ringed pipefish), 9381 nucleotides long. It is a transcript of the gene igsf10, whose product is annotated as immunoglobulin superfamily, member 10. Gene Ontology annotation, cellular component: extracellular region. NCBI's taxonomy places the organism in Eukaryota, Metazoa, Chordata, Actinopteri, Syngnathiformes, Syngnathidae. The transcript has 11 exons. Gene Ontology annotation, molecular function: protein binding. The coding region runs from base 107 to 7396 and encodes 2429 amino acids. The record is from RefSeq and is a predicted model, not a curated record.
CACACACAGCGGGCUCAUCUAGGAAUUCUAUCUGAAGGCUUACUGGGAUUGGGAUCUUCCACUGGAUUUCUAUUUUGUUUGAAGUGCGAUUUCUUGCGAGGGCAAAAUGAGUUUUACAUCCACGAUGAGCGACUGCAGAGGGUCUUACCUGCAGAGGUGUGUGCUCCCAGGGGGGGCUCUGUCGUUGUUGAUCCUGUUGGCCGCUAUGCUACCGGUGAGGGGUGACUGUCCCGAAACGUGCGUGUGCUCCGUGCCGAGUGAAGUGCACUGCACCUUCCGAUACCUGAACGCAGUCCCUGCCCACAUCCAGCCAGCUGUGGAAAGAAUUAAUCUUGGAUACAACAGUAUAACUGUCUUACGAAAGAAUGCUCUUUCGGGACUGGAGAAAUUAGAAUUACUAAUGCUGCAUAGCAACCUUAUUCACAGUAUUGAGGACAGAACAUUCCAGGACCUACGCUCGCUACAAGUCCUGAAGAUGUCCUAUAAUAAAGUAAAGGAACUCAACAAACAGACAUUCAAAGGCCUGGAGAGUCUGCAGAGACUCUACAUGGACCACAAUCACAUUGAGUUCAUCAGCCCAGAAGCUUUCUACGGCCUCACCAGUCUACAGUUGGUCCAUCUGGAGGGCAACCGCCUGCAGCAGCUCCACCCGGACACAUUCAUCACCCUCAGACACAGCCAGGUGUUCAAGGUGUCCUCGGUCAGGACCAUCCACUUGUCUGACAACCUUCUCACCAGCUUGCCUGCAGAGAUUUUUUCAGGGUGCAACCACUUGGAGAACCUCUUCCUCCACGGCAACCGCUGGGCGUGUGAUUGUCGAAUAAAAUGGUUUGCACUGUGGACGCAGAAGAACACAGGAGUGCUAAAAUGCAAGCGGGAUAGGAGGUAUCCUCGAGGCCAGCUGUGUCCUGUUUGUGAUCAUCCUUCCCUGUACAACAAGCGACCCCUCUCUCUUCUUCCUACGGAGGCCUUCACUUGUACUAAACCCUGGAUUUGGUCCCAUCUGAAGCAGAAAAACAUCAGCAUGGAUGAAGGGGAUUUUACACUAGUUUCUCCAAGAGAUUUUGUUGCUCCACUCGGGUCCAUACAAAUGAACAUGACAGAUCAGUUUCAGAGUGGUGCCAGCCUACUAUGCACUGUCCAAAGGCCAUCUCAUUUUGACAACCUUUCACUUACUUUGGAGGAGGAGGCUGGUAACAAUAUCACUGCACUUGCAGCAAGCAUCACAACAUAUCUGGUUUGUAACACUGACUAUGAACACAUUCGAAAUUUGUGGCAAGUCCUAGCAGCCUACAGCGAGACUCCCAUGAGACUGGAAAGAGGCUUGAUGUUGGCUAAAAGUCCAGAAAUGGUGUACAAAUAUAAGCAAAAGUUGGUUGAGGAUGAGCCACACUCGAACAUUGAUGCUGAAAUCAAAGCCCUUCCAGCAUGGUUGAUGCAAGGUGAGGUCAACCUGCAGCUCGACCGUGCUACCACCACUUUUUCUACUCUGCAUAUCAAGUACCAGUCUGUGGUCAACUUACGCAUAGAAAACACAGCGCUUAUGAAGGACAGCUACUCGUGGACCAUGAUAAAGAAAGACAACAAAACCAAGACUGAACACACCGUAAUAACAGGUGGUGUGGCACAGCUUAUCUGUCAAGUCCGGGGAGAGCCCAAGCCUUUGUUGGAGUGGAUUUUACCAGAUGGAAUUAAGGUUCGAGCCCCUUACAUGAGUGAGGACAGUAGGAUCAUAAUCACAGCUGAAGGGAAACUCACUCUUCGGGGUGCAGAUGUCUCGGACACAGGCCUCUAUCGCUGCAUUGCCACAAACUACUUGGAUGCAGACAUUCUAGUUUUUAGAGUGACAGUUCUCUCUCCUGAUGUGGAGGAGGCCGAUGUCAAUGGUGUCCAGAUAUCACAGAGACUGAGGGAGAAUAUUCUUUUUGACUGCAGCGCCACGGCAAGUCCUGAGGCUUCUAUACAAUGGAUACUCCCAGACCACUCAGUACUGGAUACGUCCCAUGGAAACAGGAAAGUGUAUAAGAAUGGCACCCUGCUGAUUGAGGGUCUCACUGCGAGGGAUCGAGGAUUUUAUCGGUGUUUAGUAUCUAAUCACUUGGGAGUUGACCUUUUGGUUUCUCAAGUGAUGGUAAGUGAACCCUCUGAGGUGGUGACAGGUUUUGAUAUUGACGGAUCCGGGAUGGAGAUGGAAAGCCGGGUGGACCCAACUUUAACUGACCACCCAGUCACCCCCACUGACAGAGAUACGGAGGAAUCAGUGGGCAUCACUUUACAUCGACCUCAUCCCAAACUGAGGUCACGGGGAAAAGGAGGUUCAGGAGGUAGAAUGGGACACAGGAGGUAUUCAGUCAACAACAGACGCACGUUUGGCAGUAGGGUCUUUGAUAAAGCAACAAGGAAAGUGGAUCCAGUGAAAUUUGCAGAAUUGAUGAAGAAGGCUCAAGAUGGAGCUAAAGAAAACAUUCAAACAGGGAGACAGAUGAUAAAAGAGUCAAAGACUGAUUUUUCAAACAAUGAUGAAAUUGGCUCUGGUGAGGUACACGAUGACAAUCUCAUUUUGCUUACUACGAUUUUGCCAAAUUCACAUAACCGCCAAGAAGGUAGUGUAUUUGGGACGGGAAACAGACAGUCUGACAUAACCACGAAAAACAGCGUAGAGGACAAACUAGCAACAGAUUCUAUGACAAUUCAAAAAUCUGUAUUUAAACACAUUCCAGUGGAAAGUGAAAGAGAGAGAGUCACGUCACAUGACCCAGUUUCACACAACACAGGCAUCUUUAGUUUUGAUGGAAUGACUGAGCAUUAUUCCCUUGAAAGAACUACCAAACCACAAACUCUGACAGAUUCCUCACAAGAAACUCAGCUCCAGUCCUCCGGAGAACAUCCUGCAGAACCAGACACAUCCACUGAGGCAUCACUGUCAUCUACAAUUGAUCCUAAUGUAACUCCAAUGAAGGAUGGCACAGACCCCAUGGAGUAUUUCGUCCAUUCAGAUCCAGAAAGUCAGUCUACAAUCACAGCCGUCACCACCACACAGAGACGGGAAGAUCAAAUCACCUUCCACACAACGCAAACAAUAAAAUCUCCACCUUUGGGGUCCACCAUUAUCUCCCGCCAGCACAUUCAUAUCAUCCCACACAAGAACAAUAGAGGAGGGGGGCGCAGGAGAACGUUCCAUGGCCGCAGAAGAAUCCUUAAACCCAACAGGAUAACUGACAUACAGUCCAUUAUCAACAAACUCAUUCAGCCAUCAGAGCAGAAUACUACAGAACCAUACAGAUUUGAACUUUCCACAGUUUGGCCCUGUCCAGGGACCAGUGCCCGGCCACGGAACGGUUUGGGACCCCUGUCUUACUGUAAGGAGCUAUCCAUUUCUACAACGCCAUUUGGGGGACGAGAGAAAGGAGGCAACAAAAAAACAACUAAAAGACAAAGGAAACCAUUAAUCACCACGGAAACUGUAACAACUCCUCAGAUUUCAACAGUAACAUUCACUACAUCCCCUACUACUCUGCUACCCAUCACUGCUCACCCACUGACUAUAACCAAGGAUCUUAUCCCUUCCCCAAAAACAAAGACCACAGUAAGCUUAUUUGAAGACGACAACUAUGGAGAUUCAUUCUCGGCAGAUUUUGAAGUGCCAAAUCUGAAGCCCAGUGUCCAGCAUCAUACUACAAUUAGCCCUACGUAUUACCCCACCACUGCUAAAACACCACUAGAAUCACUAACUCUUGCUUCACCACCGACGGUCAAACCACCUUCAGGGAGAAAGUCUGACAAAGAACUUGUCUAUGGCUCUGGUAGACUCCCUGAUGAUUUUUCUACAAGCAGGAGAGGAUCCAAUGGAAAGAGAGGCCGGCAAGGAAGAAGAAGAGGACCCUCUAAGGGAAGUCGACCUUUAAAGAAACCUAAAACAACAAAAUUGUAUCCUACGAACGCACCUGAGUCCCGCAAGAAACCAACGACUGAGAUAGUCGUGGAAGGGAUCAUCCAGACAACUGUAGUGCCCCACAAGAGUUUCUCCAAACCCCUGCACACACCAUCAAGGCCAAUAUACAUAACUCCAGGGACAUCAGAGCAGGAGACAUACGCUUACAAAGAAGUCGACUGGGGCAUUUCUUAUACUCCAACCAAAACACCUUUCAUUCAUUCAACACCACAAAUGCCAUCUACAUCAAGGGGACCUUAUAAAACAGUUCAGAACAGACUCCACAGUUCUUAUCGACCCCCAACACAGAGGAAUAAUGAUCACACAACAGUUGCAAGGAGAACCAGACCUACAGUUCAAAGUGGUGCCAAAGACAAUGCAGAUAAAGUCAUUUCUUUUGCUACAAUGACAAUAUACACAGCAAAGCAAAACUACACCAAUACAUACAACAGCAACAAUGUAGAACAUCUCCAUGUCACUAUGAGUCCCACUGUUGCUGGUUUAGAACAAACUACUAAGGUCCCAUCAAGCAAACCCAGGAUAGUUGGUGGCAAUGCAGCCAGUUUUAUGGUCUUGUCCAGCUCGGAUGCUUUUCUGCCCUGUGAGGCUGUCGGAGACCCUCUGCCAGAAAUAUCCUGGAAACGCUUCUCCUCAAGCACAGGAAACACAGUUACCAUUAAGGGAAGAAUAGGCAAGUUUGAGGUGUUCAGCAAUGGCACAUUGGCAAUACGGAAUGCCAACAUCAAGGACCGUGGCCAGUAUCUUUGUAUCGCUGAGAAUGCUCAUGGGUCAGAUAAACUUAUUGUCACCCUCUCUGUGGUGGCUUACCCAUCACGUAUCCUAGAGCCCAAAAUGCGUGAGAUUAAGUCUCAUGCAGGAAAUACUGUGGAGAUGAAGUGUAAUACAGAGGGUCGGCCCACACCUACAAUAUCCUGGAUUCUGGCAAACCGGACACAAGUAAGAGGGCAAAACACAGCAAAUGGAAGGGUGACGGUGACUGCUGGUGGCGCUCUAGUCAUUACACAGGUAUCUGUUUUUGAUAGAGGUCAUUACAAGUGCAUUGCUAGUAACCCAGCUGGAGCUGAUACUGCUACAGUCCGCCUGCAUGUGGUAGCUGCUCCGCCAGAUAUCUUGGAGGAGAAACGUCAACAGGUGAAGGCUGUUUUAAACCAAAACCUAUGGCUGCACUGCACAGGACAAGGCAACCCUAAACCUAGGAUUCACUGGGUGCUGCAUGACGGUUUGGUAGUCAGUUCAGACAGAUUUUCCUGGGACAAUAGGAUAUCUGUUCAUGAGAAUGGAACCCUGCACAUCAAGGAUGUGACUCUAAAUGAUAAGGGUAAAUAUGAAUGUAUUGCAACCAGCUCUACAGGCUCAGAACGAAGGGUGGUGACUCUGACAGUCGAGAAAAAAGAAUCUGCACCGAAAAUAAUAGCAACAUCCCAUUAUGUUACUGAGUUGUAUUUUGGAGAUCAGCUGAAACUGGACUGCUCAGCAAAAGGAGACCCUAAACCAAGGAUUAUGUGGAGGUUACCCUCUGAAACAGUGGUGGACCAGUGGCACGGGAUGGGUAGCAGAUUCCAGGUUCUGGAAAAUGGCACACUCAUCAUCAACUCUGUGAUUGAUAAAGACGCAGGAGACUAUCACUGUGUUGCUAAAAGUGCAACUGGUGAUGACCAACAACUUAUGAGGGUCAAGGUGUCAAUGAAGCCCGCUAAAAUAGAGCAUAAGCUCUCUUCUGGCAAGAAGAAGGUUUUCUAUGGUAAUGACUUAAAGGUUGACUGUAAAGCCUCUGGGGCUCCAAAGCCAGAAAUCUCCUGGGGACUUCCAGAUGGUACCCUUGUUAACAGUGCUCUGCAGGCAGAUUCCUUUAGUGGAGGAGGGAGAAUACGACGCUACACUCUGUUUGACAAUGGAACACUCUACCUAAAUGAAGUCAGCAUGUCAGAGGAAGGCGACUACACUUGCAUUGCUGAGAACCAAGGUGGAAAAGAUGAGAUGCACGUACAUAUCACUGUGGUGACUGCCGCUCCGAAGAUACGCCAAGACAGCAAGACCUUUGCCAGACUAAAGCCUGGAGGUAACAUCCGCUUUGACUGUGAAGCAGUUGGUGAACCCAAACCUAAGAUUCUGUGGACGUUGCCUAACAAUGACAUCAUCGCAGCGUCCAACGAACGCUACUUACUGCAUGUAAAUGGCUCUCUAGAUAUAAGGAAUGUAAAGCCAAUUGACACUGGAGAAUAUGUUUGUAUGGCUCGCAACCCUGCUGGUGAAAACAGAAAAGUGUAUAGGCUUGAAAUUGAUGGUAACCCACCAGUGAUCAAUGGCUACCAUCAGAAUAGGACAGUAAUAAAAGAUUUCUCCACAAAAUAUUCAAGGAAGCUUAUGGACUGUAAAACUGAAGGCAAUCCCACUCCUACAAUCACCUGGAUAAUGCCCGAUAACAUCUUUCUGAGAGCACCAUACUUUGGUGGUAGAAUUAAUGUCCAUCAUAAUGGGACUUUAGAAAUUCGUAAUGUGCGUACUACCGAUACGGGAGAGUUCAUCUGCAUGGCCAGGAAUGAUGGUGGAGAGGCGGUAAUGGUCAUACAGCUCGAGGUGACCAAUACGCUUCGAAGGCCUAUCUUUAAGAACCCUUUCAACGAGCGGAUUGUCUCUCCAUUGGGGAAGACCAAUGUUCUGAACUGCUCUGCUGAUGGACACCCAAAGCCAGAGAUCACCUGGAUCCUGCCUAAUGGAACACGACGUACAGGUGGGCAUAACUCCCAAGAUGGGACUUUGGUCAUCUACAACUCUCGCAUUGAGGAUGCUGGGAAAUACCGCUGUGGUGCCAAGAAUAUCAUGGGCUACAUAGAAAAGCUAAUCAUUUUGGAUGUUGGACAGAAGCCUUUCAUCCUGACGAGGCCACGGGGGAUCAUACGCAGUAUGUUUGGGGAACCUCUAUACCUUCACUGUCUAUCUGAUGGAAAUCCAAAACCUAGGGUCUACUGGACCCUCCCUGGGGGCCACACUCUCACGCGGCCUCAAGUCCUGGGACGCUACAAGUUCCAAGAGAACGGUACACUAAUUGUCCAAGACACCACUCUCCAUGACAGAGGGAACUAUGUCUGCAGAGCUCGGAAUGAUGCGGGGGAGGCUUUGCUAACCGUCCCUGUUGUUAUCAUCGCCUACCCUCCACGCAUCACUACGAUGCCACCCCCUAGCUUGAGUGUAAUGGCUGGGACACCUAUCAAGCUAAACUGUGCUGCUGUUGGAUUACCCAAACCAGAGAUCACCUGGGAGUUGCCUGAUUAUUCCAUUCUGUCUACAGCACAACAUGGGAGGCCGAUGGGAAGUGAGUUGCUUCACCUUCAGGGUACGCUAAUCAUUCAGAGACUCACAGCCUUAGACUCUGGCACUUAUAAGUGUCUGGCCAAGAACCACCUGGGCACAGACCUGAAGGCUGUAUAUGUGCAUGUGCUGUAGGAAAAUAAACCAGGGCUGAAGGAUUCACUUGGGUGAACACAGGGUAAACUGCCUUUUUGUAUGUAGAUUGAAGAGACUCACAACAUAUUCCCAAAAAAAUAUCUGGCAUUAAUUUAAAAUGAGAAAAACACAUGAGAACAAAACCAUUUUAACUGACAAAACACAGCUGGGGGGCUGAAAUGUGUUAUUGUAACUUGGAAGCGAACGUUUAGAAAAUCAUACAGUAGGUGGUUCUCAUUCAUGUGGGUGAUUCUCCCAGGAACUGAAUGUGUUCAUACACUCUAACCCAAAGUAAGAAGGGGGUGGUUUGCUGGUAACACAUGGACACAAUUACAGCACAUACAGUCUUGUCAACAACUUGUUGUUUAACAGCAAACAAUGAAGACCAGUGACAGGACAUAUAUAUAUAUAUUUUGUAAAAAUAUUUGAAGUGGAAACCAUCAAAUGUUGUCUAUUUUUUUUAAUCAAAACAUAAAAGUAUGAAGACUGUUUUACACUGGAUGCAUAUCUUGUUGGCUACAAUGUCAGUGAUUUCAAACCGGCGUUACAGCAGAUUCUGGUUGAAAGCAGAUUCCCUUUUUUUUUUGUUCAGAUAAUUACUUAAAACAGUUUUAAAGAAUUAUGAUCUAUUGUGUUGUACACAAGAAUUUACAGUAAUGUUAUACAUUAUGCUUAUCUGUAAUAAUACAGUAUUUUUUUUUUCAAAUCUAUUAAUGUUUGGGAGGAAUAAUAAACAUUUAAACAGGGUUGGGAGUUUUCAUUCGGGAGUUUUCCUUUUCAUUACCGUAAAUUCCGGACUAGUUAACACACCUGAAUAUAAGCCGGACCCACCAAAGAGAACAAACUGUUGUACAAAGGUAUAUGGGCCGAACUGGUCUAUAAGCUGCGGGUGUCCACUUUGUAACGUGAGAUCUUUACACAGAAAGACACACUAUAAACCUUGCAGUCCUACCUACACCCGGUGUUUCCAACAUCACUUGUUCAACAGCUGCCACGAUCCAAGGGCUUGAUCCUACUAUCAGAUCAAAACACAAUCGCUGCAUAAGACUUCAAAACAUAUAAUAUUAGUUUGUGGCUAUUUUGACACUCUGGGCAUCACGGGAACUGUAGUUCUUUUAGCUAUAAAUUAGCCGCAUCAUUGUUUAAUAUAUUUUGAUUUAGAAAUCAUUAAUUACUGGAGUAGUGAAGCAUUUUUUCUAUGACACUAUGAUACCAAGUAAACCAGGUAUUAGUAUCACUGAUACAACAGGUUGGGAAAUAAAUACGGUGGAACCCAUUUCUUCACCCACUUAUGUCGGCAUCUGUCAACCAGUCCAAGGGGCGUCGACAUAACUAACCAAAACUAACCAUUGCACUGAGCAUGUUGCUGUUGUCGCCUCACGCUAUUUAGCGAUAAUGGGGAAUUUUACGCAGUCUGUCAAAACACAGUAAUCCCUCGUUUAGCGCCGAUAAUUGGUUUCAGACCUGACCGUGAUAAGUGCAUUUCCGUGAAGUAGGAUUCCUUAUUUAUAAAUGGAAUAUUUUCAUAGUUACAGCAUAGAAAACAUGUUUACCACCUUCUAAAUAUGAUUUUUAACAUUAUUAGAGCCAUCUAAUUAUGAAAUAACACUACUGUAGUCACUUUUACCCAAUAUAGUUGACAUAAUAAUAGAAAAUAAGGCAUCUUAGACAUACAGUAAAUAAGACAUUACACAGACUGACACGUUAGCUUUGAGGAUACUUGGUGGCUAUUGUCUCAUCAAUAUCAUAUAUAGUAGACAUAAUAAGAAAAAACAAGAUUUAAAUAAGACUCGUGCUCGUGUGUGUUGAAAUAAAUGUGUUCCCUAGGGGAGCUGAGUGGCAGGUGGACAGGAAGUGAAUUACGGAGUUCAGAGUUGAGUUUUAGCUUGCCGUAGGUUACGGCUGCAACAGUAACCUGUGAUUUUGUCAGAAACUUUUGUUUGGGAUUAUUGUGCUUGUUGUGCGAUAAUUCAAACCUGCAAUAA